This is a messenger RNA of Condylura cristata (star-nosed mole), 1732 nucleotides long. It is a transcript of the gene TMPRSS13, whose product is annotated as transmembrane protease, serine 13. NCBI's taxonomy places the organism in Eukaryota, Metazoa, Chordata, Mammalia, Eulipotyphla, Talpidae. Gene Ontology annotation, biological process: proteolysis. Bases 1 to 1563 code for a protein of 520 amino acids. Gene Ontology annotation, cellular component: membrane. The transcript is spliced from 13 exons. Gene Ontology annotation, molecular function: protein binding; serine-type endopeptidase activity. The record is from RefSeq and is a predicted model, not a curated record.
AUGCGUGAGAGCACUUUGCAGACUGUAAAUGCUGAAGAAGUGAAGGACGUUACCACAAACAUCUGGGUGCUGUUGGCCCAGGCAACUUGCAAUGCUUCCCCAGCAAGGUCAUCUCCAGCCCGGGCAUCCCCAGGACAGGCAUCGCCGGCCCGGGCAUCCCCUUCCAGGUCAUCAUCCACCAGGUCGACCUCCAUAACGGCCUCGCCAACAAGAGUGUACCUCGUGAGGGCAGUGCCGGUGGGAGCCGUGCCAGUCCGGACAGCUCCUGCUAGGUCAGCACCAGUCACCAGGGCCGCUGGGGAGAGCCCAGGUAUCAGCUUGCCCAAGUUCACCUGGCAAGAGGGCCAGAAGCAGCUGCCGCUCAUCGGCUGUGUCCUCCUCCUCAUCGCCCUUGUAACAUCGCUCAUCAUUCUCUUCUAUUUCUGGCGUGGUCACACAGGGAUCAAGUACAAAGAGCCCGUUGAGAGCUGCCCCAGGCAUGCUGUGCGCUGUGACGGCGUGGUGGACUGCAAGCUGAAAAGUGACGAGCUGGGCUGUGUGAGGUUUGACUGGGACAGCUCUCUGCUUAAAGUCUACUCCGGAUCCUCCCAUCAGUGGCUUCCCGUCUGCAGUGACAACUGGAACGACUCCUACUCAGAGAGGACGUGCCAACAGCUGGGAUUUGAGAAUGCCUACCGGACAGCAGAGGUGACCCAUCGGGAUUUUGCCAACAGUUUCGCAAUCUCUGACUACAACUCCACUAUCCAGGAAAGCCUCUACAGGUCGCAGUGCCCUUCUCAGCGUUACAUCUCUCUCCAGUGUUCCCACUGUGGACUGAGGGCCAUGACAGGGCGGAUCGUGGGGGGGGCGCUUGCCCCCGAGAGCAAGUGGCCAUGGCAAGUGAGUCUGCACUAUGGCACCACCCACAUCUGUGGGGGCACACUGAUCGACGCCCAGUGGGUGCUCACCGCUGCUCACUGCUUCUUCGUGACCCGGGAGAAGAUCCUGGAGGGCUGGAAGGUGUAUGCGGGCACCAGCAAUCUGCACCAGCUGCCCGAGGCAAGCUCCAUCUCCCAGAUUAUCAUCAAUGGCAACUACACCGAUGAGCAGGACGAUUAUGACAUCGCCCUCAUGCGGCUCUCCAAGCCCCUGACCCUGUCUUCGCACGUCCACCCUGCCUGCCUCCCCAUGCAUGGGCAGACCUUCCGCCUCAACGAGACCUGCUGGAUCACGGGCUUUGGCAAGACCAAGGAGACAGAUGAGAAGACAUCCCCCUACCUUCGGGAGGUGCAGGUCAACCUCAUCGACUUCCAGAAAUGCAACGACUACCUGGUCUAUGACAGCUACCUUACCCCCAGGAUGAUGUGUGCUGGGGACCUGCGGGGAGGCAGAGACUCCUGCCAGGGAGACAGUGGUGGGCCCCUCGUCUGCGAGCAGAACAGCCGCUGGUACCUGGCAGGAGUCACCAGCUGGGGCACAGGCUGUGGCCAGAGAAACAAGCCCGGUGUAUACACCAAAGUGACAGAAGUCCUCCCGUGGAUUUACAGCAAGAUGGAGAGUGAGGUGCGCUUCCGGAAACCCUAGGCCGCUGUCCUGCUCGCCCCCAGCACUGGCUGCUGUACAGACGGUCAGAGUGGCCGGCCGUGUGCAACAUCCUUUGGGCUAGAGGCCACAGGCACCUUCAUUACUGCCGCCUCCACUGUCUGCUGCCUCGGUGCACGUGUGUGUGUGUGUGUGUGUGUGUGUAUGUGUG